Drosophila takahashii is the source of this 902-nucleotide messenger RNA. RefSeq names its product Ribose-5-phosphate isomerase (gene Rpi). NCBI's taxonomy places the organism in Eukaryota, Metazoa, Arthropoda, Insecta, Diptera, Drosophilidae. Gene Ontology annotation, cellular component: intracellular membrane-bounded organelle. Gene Ontology annotation, biological process: D-ribose metabolic process; pentose-phosphate shunt, non-oxidative branch. The record is from RefSeq and is a predicted model, not a curated record. Gene Ontology annotation, molecular function: ribose-5-phosphate isomerase activity.
AAGCACUACUCCCAGUCCCGCAACAUGGACGACAUUGCUCUGGACGCGGCCAAGAAGACGGCGGCCCGCACGGCCGUGGAUCAGUGGAUCACGGAGGACACGAAGAUUCUGGGCAUCGGGAGCGGCUCCACCGUCGUCUACGCCGUCCAGCGGAUCGCGGAGCGCGUGUGGAAGGAGGGGGAGCUGACCGACCUCAUCUGCGUGCCCUCGUCCUACCAGGCGCGCCACCUGAUCCUCGACUACAACCUCAAUCUGGGCGACCUGGACCGGAAUCCCAACAUAGACGUAGCCAUCGACGGGGCCGACGAGGUGGACAGGCACAUGGUGCUCAUCAAGGGAGGCGGCGGCUGCCUGCUGCAGGAGAAGGUGGUGGCCUCCUGUGCCAAGCACUUCAUCGUGGUGGCCGAUUACACAAAGAACUCCAUCCGUUUGGGCGAACAGUGGUGCCGCGGAGUGCCCAUCGAGGUGGCCCCCAUGGCCUAUGUGCCCAUCAAGCUGCACAUCGAGGCUCUGUUCGGCGGAGAGGCCUCGCUGCGGAUGGCCAAGGUCAAGGCCGGACCCAUUGUCACGGAUAAUGGCAACUUCCUGCUGGACUGGAAGUUCAUCGCCAACCGGGAGUACGACUGGGAUGAGGUCAAUCGGGCCAUCACCAUGAUUCCGGGCGUCCUGGAGACGGGACUGUUCGUCAACAUGACCCACAAGUGCUACUUUGGGAUGGCGGAUGGCACGGUCAAGGUCCAAAACAAGUAGAAUACGGGGAUUAUAAAUAAAGUUCAAAAAUCAAACAGGUUUUCUUUAAAAAAAACGUUGAAUGAGCCAUAGUUACGUUCUGUUUUGCAUUUAUCUAUUACUACUAUGUUCCUUAAUGCUGAAGUUUUUUCAUAAAUAAAGAUUGAAUUAUA